AUCACAAUAAAUAAAAUUAUUAUUUUAAAUUAAGUAGCAUCUAUAAGUGUGGUUAGAAUGAAAAAAAAAUGAAUAAUAGAUCAAGUUCACAUCAGUUAGUUCAAUUUAAUAACUGGAAUGAUGAUAAUAUCUAGUAGUGUUGAUAGGGUGUAAAAGUUGCAAUCCCACCAUUUAACGUUUGAAUUGGUAAGGUAUUUACAAGUGCACCAAUCACAAUUCGUUGUCCUUGGCGCGUUCUACACUCGGCCACUGUAACGAUGACCAGCCUUUGCAAUGCUACAAUCAUAGUUGACGCACUUGUGAGUAUGUAUUGAGAGACAUUUGGAGAUAUUUGAGACUUUUUAUGUAUUGUUAAGUAUAAAGGAUUGUCCAUGUGAAUGUACAUUCAAUUAUUGUGCUGUACGUGAACAACAUGUUGUGUGUAUUUACUGCUGGACACUGAAAUGUCUUAUCCUCAUCAUCAUAAAAGAGACACUGUCAUUUGUAAGUGUGUGUAACAAAUUAAUUUGUUGGAUAGGUUACUUGAGGCCAUACAGUAGUCGUCAGAGUGCUCGUGGUGUUGGCACACGUUCAUCAUUUGCCACUGUAUCUUAAUUUCUUGGUACAAAUUGCGAUAUAAAAAUUUGAAACUCAAAAGAGAAAUUGACUGAGCAGCUAAACUAUUAUAUAUUACUGGAAGUUAACAAUUAUAACAAUUGAAAAAAACAAUAAAACACAAAAAUGGAAAAUUCGACAAUGGAUCUAUUUUGUGGUUCUCAAUUUUGGGAUACUAAUUUAACAUGGUAUACAGAAGAUCCAGAUCUUACAUUGUGUUUUCAAAAAACAGUAUUGGUUUGGACACCGUGUGUAUUUCUUUGGGCCUUUUCAUUUUUAGAGGCUUAUUAUUUGAUAAGUAGUAAAAAAAGAGAUGUACCAUAUACAUGGAAGUUUUUUGCAAAAGGUUUCAUAACUGUAAUACUUAUUUUACUCAGUGUUGUUGACUUAGGAAUGGCGAUUUAUCAAAGCUAUUCGAAUAUAGUCUAUAAUGUUGAUUAUUAUACACCGAUUAUCAAGAUCGUCACAUUUAGUUUAGCGGCAUUUUUACUGUACUAUAAUAAAAAAUUUGGAAUGAGAACUUCCGGAUUGUUGUUUUUAUUUUGGUUUUUGUUAGCAUUCUGCGGCAUUGUACAAUUUAGAAGUAUGCUCAGGGACUACCAAAAUCAGCCUGAGCGGCCUUACUCUUUUGUAUCAUACAUGAUAUACUAUCCACUGGUUGUAAUAAUGUUUAUACUUAAUUUCUUGGUGGAUGCGGAGCCUAAGUUUUCAGAAUAUGGACACGUUGAAUUUCCAUGUCCAGAGCAAAGUGCAUCUUAUCCUUCAAGAAUAUUAUUUGCUUGGUUCGAUUCAAUGGCAUGGAAAGGAUUCAAAAAACCUCUGGAAACUUCUGAUUUAUGGUCAAUGAAUCCUGAAGAUACUGCUGCUGAAAUAGUUCCUAAAUUCAAUAAAUACUGGACAAGGAAUAUAAAAAAAUUUGACAAGCUGUUUUGCAAUUACUGUAGCACACAAAGUACAAAGGCAUCAUUUAGAAAGGCAUCUGGUCAGGUUGAUUUUAAUAAUCCAAAAAAAAAGAAAGUAGCUUCUGUGUUCAUUCCUCUAUACAGAGCCUUUGGAGGUACAUUUAUUUUUGGUGGUAUAUUGAAGUUAACUCAAGAUAUAAUGGUCUUUAUUAGUCCACAAGUUUUAGGACUACUUAUAAAUUUUGUAAAAGGUUCAGAACCUCUAUGGAAAGGUUAUCUGUAUGCAAUUCUUCUCUUAAUUACAGCAACGUUUCAAACUUUAGUGUUAUCACAAUACUUCAAUCGAAUGUUUAUCGUUGGCAUGCGAAUGCGAACGGCUCUUGUUGCUUCUAUUUAUCGUAAAGCAUUGAGGAUGUCCAAUGCGGCAAGAAAGGAAUCAACGGUGGGUGAAAUAGUUAAUUUAAUGUCAGUGGACGCCCAACGAUUCAUGGAUUUAAUGCCAUACAUUAAUAUGAUUUGGUCAGCUCCUCUGCAAAUUUUACUGGCUCUUUACUUCCUGUGGAAGCAAUUGGGACCUUCAGUAUUUGCCGGUCUAGCUGUAAUGAUAAUACUUAUUCCAGUGAAUGCAGUUAUUGCCAAUAAAGUAAAAACUUUACAAAUAAGACAGAUGAAAUGUAAAGACGAGAGAGUUAAAUUGAUGAACGAAGUUCUGAAUGGAAUUAAAGUACUUAAACUUUAUGCCUGGGAACCUUCUUUUGAGCAACAAAUAUUAAAAAUCAGAAACAAAGAAAUCAAAGUACUUAAAGAAGCAGCUUAUUUGAAUGCUGGUACGAGUUUUAUCUGGUCAUGUGCACCAUUUCUGGUAUCAUUCGUUUCUUUUGCAACAUAUGUACUUAUUGAUGAAGAAAAUAUUCUAGACAGUAGCAAAGCUUUUGUUUCACUAAGUUUAUUCAAUAUUUUAAGAUUCCCAUUGUCAAUGUUGCCAAUGGUAAUAAGCAAUAUGGUACAAGCAUUAGUGUCUGUUAAAAGAAUCAAUGUCUUUAUGAAUAACGAAGAAUUGGAUCCAAAUAAUGUACAACACGAUCAAUCAGAACUACAUCCAUUGAUAAUUGAAAAUGGAACAUUUCUUUGGGAUUCUGAAGGCUCUGAUAAACCGACUUUAAAAAAUAUCAAUGUUCAAGUGCAGCAUGGACAACUAGUGGCUAUUGUGGGAACAGUUGGAUCAGGAAAGAGUUCAUUGAUAUCAGCUUUUCUUGGAGAAAUGGAGCGAAUAAGUGGAAGAGUAAAUACAAAAGGAUCAAUUGCUUAUGUUGCUCAGCAAGCAUGGAUCCAGAAUGCUACAUUACAGGAUAAUAUUUUAUUUGGAAAACCGAUGGAUAAAAGUUUAUAUAAUCGUGUUAUUGAGGCUUGUGCUUUAGGUUUAGAUAUCAAAAUGUUACCAGCUGGGGAUCAAACGGAAAUUGGUGAAAAAGGAAUCAAUUUAUCAGGAGGACAGAAACAAAGGGUGGCUUUAGCUCGUGCAGUUUAUAGUGAUUGUGAUGUAUAUUUACUUGAUGAUCCAUUAAGUGCAGUUGAUUCUCAUGUGGGGAAACAUAUUUUUGAAAAUGUCGUUGGUCCAAGUGGGUUACUUAAAAAAAAGACACGAGUUUUAGUUACACACGGUAUCACAUAUUUACCUGAAGCUGAUAAUAUUAUUGUUUUAAAAGAUGGUGAAAUUUCAGAAAAUGGAACAUAUAAACAAUUAUUAGAAAAACGAGGUGCUUUUGCAGAUUUUCUUAUUCAACAUCUUCAAGAAGUUAGAUCUGAAGAUGAUGAAGAAACAGACUUAACAGAAAUUAAACAACAAUUAGAGUCCACAAUUGGUUCUGAAGAAUUACAACAAAAAUUAACGAGAGCAAGAUCGAGACAAUCAAUAACUCACAGUGAAUCUGGUUCUGUGGCUGAUCAAAAAUCUAUCAAUGGUUCUUUACAUAGGCAACAAUCAGUAGAUAGCCAAAAAUCUGGUAAUUUAGUUAGAAGUGGCAGUGUUAAGGAUAAUGCAAUACCUCUUAAAACUGGUGAAAAAAUCAUUGAAGUUGAAAAAGCAGAAACAGGAAGUGUAAAAUUGAAAGUCUAUGCUCACUAUUUGAAGUCAAUUGGUUGGUUUUUAUCAAUAUCUACAAUAAUUAUGAAUGCAAUUUUUCAAUCAUUUAGCAUUGGAUCAAAUAUUUGGAUUAGUAAAUGGUCAGAUGAUGCUGAUUGGAGUGUAAAUAGUACAGCUGAUAGUCCUAAAAAAUCUAUGUAUAUUGGUGUAUAUGGUGCUUUAGGUAUAGGACAAGCAAUAUUUGUGCUUAUUGCACAGCUGACAUCAGCUAUUGGCUGUCUGCAGUGCAGCAUAGUGCUGCAUUCAGCUUUAUUAUUUGGUAUACUUCGUUCACCUGUUGGAUUCUUUGAUACUACACCUUCAGGCAGAGUAUUAAAUCGUUUUGGCAAGGAUGUUGACGCAAUCGACAAUGUAAUACCAGCCACUAUUAGAGGAUGGCUAUAUUGCCUAACAGAAGUAAUUGCAACUCUUGUAGUAAUAAGUUACAGUACGCCAAUAUUUAUAGCAGUGAUAUUACCAAUUGGAAUUAUAUAUUAUUUCAUACAACGUUUUUACGUUGCUACUUCUCGUCAAUUAAAACGAUUAGAAUCAGUAUCUCGAUCACCAAUAUAUUCUCAUUUCGGUGAAUCAAUCACUGGAGCCCAAACUAUCAGGGCAUUUGGUGUUCAAGAAAGGUUCAUUCAUGAAUCAGAACGUAAAGUGGAUUUCAAUCAAAUGUGUUACUUCCCAGGAAUCAUAAGCAAUAGAUGGUUAGCAGUGAGGCUAGAGAUGGUAGGAAACAUGAUAAUAUUUUUCGCUGCACUAUUCUCAGUUCUUGGACGUGAUACUCUAAGUGCUGGUCUAGUUGGUUUAUCAGUCAGCUAUGCACUUCAAAUAACGCAGACAUUAAAUUGGUUGGUGAGAAUGACUUCUGAUGUGGAAACGAAUAUUGUAGCAGUUGAGAGGAUAAAGGAGUAUGGAGAAACUCCUCAAGAAGCACCAUGGGAAAUACCAAGCACUGCACCGCCUAAAGAAUGGCCUUCUGAGGGUCGUGUUGAAUUUAAUGAAUUUAAAGUUCGAUACCGAGAAGGUCUGGAUUUAGUAUUGAAUGGACUCACGUUUUCCGUGAAUGGAGGAGAAAAAAUAGGCAUUGUUGGUCGAACUGGAGCUGGAAAAUCUUCCUUAACAUUGGCACUUUUUAGAAUAAUAGAAGCUGCUGAUGGAAAAAUAUUUAUUGAUGGUGUAGACAUAUCUCAACUUGGGCUUCAUGCCUUACGUAACAGGCUCACAAUUAUUCCUCAGGAUCCAGUACUUUUCUCUGGUACUUUAAGAUUAAAUUUAGAUCCUUUUGAUUCACAUACAGAUGAAGAGAUUUGGCAAGCAUUAGAGCAUGCCCAUCUUAAAGCUUUUGUUCAAAGUUUACCUAAUGGAUUGUCUUAUGGAGUAUCUGAGGGUGGAGAUAAUUUAAGUGUUGGUCAAAGACAAUUAAUUUGUUUAGCUCGGGCGUUACUUAGAAAAACUAAGAUACUUAUUUUAGACGAAGCUACAGCGGCAGUAGAUCUUGAAACUGAUGAUCUUAUUCAACGUACGAUACGUGAAGAAUUUAAAGAUUGCACAGUACUUACAAUUGCUCAUAGACUCAAUACAAUUCUUGAUUCGGACAGGGUCUUAGUAUUAGAUAAAGGAGUAGUAACAGAAUUUGAUUCGCCUGAAGUUUUGUUACAAAAACCAACCAGCGCUUUUUAUAGUAUGGCAAAGGACGCUGGAAUUGUUGCAUGAAUUUCUAUGAAAUUAAUUAACUGAAAAAUUUGUUUUUUCUUAAAACCGUAUUGUUGCUUCAUUAUCAUUAACGCACAUUGCAUUUCUUUGUGACAAUCCGUUUAAAGCACAUUAUGUGCAGAAAGUAUUAAAACAAAUGAAAAUACUCGGCCCGACACUUAUAUUUUAACAGUAAUAAGAAAAAUGAACAAAAUUGUGAUUAAAAUCUUGGAAAAAGCUUUAUCACAUUUAUCUUUUUAUAACAAACAUUAAAUUAUCUUUUGGUAAAUAUCAAUUUUUCUUUUGAAAGCUUUUUCAUUAGACAAGUCUUGAGUCACAAUUUGAAAAUAAUAAUUUACUAUUUUAUCUGAUUACAUAAACUACUGCCAUUGUAGAAACCUAUUUAUCUUUUCCUGUUUAUUCAAAUUGUUAUUUUUUUAUGUUGAUAAUUCCGAAAACAAUGUUUAAUAUGUAAUUAUUUACUUAAUGUGUGCACUUAAAUUUUUUUCCUUUUUAAGAAUUUUCUUUUAUUGCCGAUUAUUUGUGUGUUAAAAUUUUAUAUUUAUUUUCAUUUUAUAUUUAUUAGAACUAACUUGUUCAAAAAUUUCUAUUAUAAAUUGUCUCAUGAAAUAGGAUUAAUGCUAAUUUUGUUACAUUUUAAAAUAUCGUACGAGAUUAAAAAUGCACGUUAUGCCUUUUAUCAAGUGAUAAAAUUUUAAGUACAAUUUAGUCGUAAUUGAAAUUUUAACUACUUAAUAAAAAAAAUUAAUAACUAAUGAAUUAUAAUAGAAUUCGUAACAACAAAUUUUAAUCUUAAUUCAUCUUAAUGUUCUUUUUUUUUUUUUAAUACUUUAAUGAGCUUACAAAUGUAUCAAACACAUUAUUUUACACUAACAUUGUAAUGCGAUAAUUCAAUCUCCAACGCAUUAGUUAAAUAAUACGUGACUAGAGUUAAAGUAUCAAACUUUUUAUGUAACUUAUAUUAUUGUACUUACCUAAUAGUGGCAAAGUACUCAUUAAUUAAUUAAUUAAUUAAUUAAUUAAGAUAUACAAUUCUAUAUAAGCUAAUAUUUUUCGGUAAUAAAAGAAUAAAAUAAUGAAAAUUUAGUGGUGGUAAAUUGAAAAAAACCCAUAUACCAGUGUGGAAGCUCAUAAAGAUCCGAAUAUUUUAUUAUCAUUAUUAUUAAUUUUAAAUAUUUGACAGAGCUGCUUAGAACAAUUAC
Messenger RNA from Chelonus insularis, 6539 nucleotides. RefSeq names its product Multidrug-Resistance like Protein 1 (gene MRP). Gene Ontology annotation, molecular function: ATP hydrolysis activity; ATP binding; ABC-type transporter activity. Lineage: Eukaryota; Metazoa; Arthropoda; Insecta; Hymenoptera; Braconidae. The transcript is spliced from 14 exons. The record is from RefSeq and is a predicted model, not a curated record. Gene Ontology annotation, biological process: transmembrane transport. The coding region runs from base 721 to 5337 and encodes 1538 amino acids. Gene Ontology annotation, cellular component: membrane.